Messenger RNA from Linum tenue, 567 nucleotides. Lineage: Eukaryota; Viridiplantae; Streptophyta; Magnoliopsida; Malpighiales; Linaceae. The record is from the annotation of a GenBank genome assembly.
AUGGGCAAAACCUUGUUGUACCAAUGUUCCAUUCUCCUCACACUCCUCGCCUUCCACUCAAUCCUGCUCACCACAGAAUGCAGGCAGCUCCGUUCCAUCACAAACCCACCUCCGGCCGCCACACUUUCCGAUCACGAAGAAGGAUCGAAGGAAGACUUCCGGCCCACCGCCCCCGGCGUCAGCCCCGGCGUCGGACACCCCAAUGACGAUUUCCGGCCGACUGCGCCAGGGUACAGCCCCGGGGUCGGACAUUCGGUCGGGUUGCAGAACAGAGGAGAGAGCUACAACAACGACGAUUUCAGGCCGACCGCCCCUGGGUUCAGCCCCGGAGUCGGGCACGCCGAGCUGACCGACGACAGCGUCGACGCUUUCCGGCCUAGAGAAACAGAGGAUUUUAAACCCACGCAGCCUGGACACAGCCCCGGAGUUGGACAUGCCGCCGUGUUUACGAGCAGCAAAAGGAAUGGCAGGAAGCGAGAACCGACUCAGCCUGGGCACAGCCCUGGAAAGAACGAUUUCAGGCCUACUCAGCCUGGACACAGCCCUGGGAUCGGGCACAAGAACUAG